Molecule: messenger RNA, 5890 nt
Organism: Labrus mixtus (cuckoo wrasse)
Lineage: Eukaryota; Metazoa; Chordata; Actinopteri; Labriformes; Labridae
Gene: nkain2
Product: sodium/potassium transporting ATPase interacting 2
Exons: 7
Coding region: 1221-1847 (208 amino acids)
Biological process (GO): regulation of sodium ion transport
Source: RefSeq, a predicted model, not a curated record
AAAUCUCAUCACUGCCCUCUCUCUCUCUCUCUCUCUCUCUCUAAAACGUGGACAUUCUUGUGUGUUUGUUUUAUUUUUCCAACGUUGUAGAGAUUUAUUCCCGGUACCGGAGGAGGAGGUGAAUUAACCGAGCCACGGCUGAGUAAACGGAGGGUUAUGAUGGGGAGCUGACAGGAGAGGACUUCCCAAAGGCUGCUGACAUCCAAGUAACAAUUUCACUAGGCGUUUUUCUGAGUGGAUAAAACACCAAAUAUCAGGGGACACGCAAAGACACGGGAUUAACAACCGCGCGGAGUUGGAGAUAAAAACGGUGUGUCUUGAUUAUCCGGUGAUAAUGAACCCCUGAAGGAUGUGUUGCCGCUACAUGCACGUUACUUUCCCUGAGAUAAGGUAGGAGCUGCUGUAGAAAAGGAGGAGGCAAGGACCACUUGCACUUGUUUUCUCCUCCCUGAAACAAAUUAGGCGGUUUCAGUCACUUCAAAUCCAAGCGGUCGGAUGAUUCAACAGAAGAGCAGCUAAUCUGUGGAAUCUAUUCUUUUAAUCCCACCAGCUCUGCCUGCUUUUAACAAAUCUUCCAGUGUGUGUUUUCUUUUUUUUUUUUUUUUUAAAGUGGCCAGCACCGUGAUUAUUCAAGGAUGCGACCAGUAGACGUGAUUGUCUUCCGGACUUUUUUAGUCAAGUAGGAGGGGAGGUGGUGGGGGGGUGGGUGGGGGUGGGAAUAAGACAAGUGGGCCCUUAUGCACACAAACUGGAGAGACCCACAUAAUCAGAGAUCUAAAAUCAUCUUGUGACCUCACCUCCUGAUUUUUCAAACUACAUGGAACAUUUGAAAGUGUUUACUGAACCGACCUUUCUGGAUGCAUGAAGAACACUCCUGGCCUUGAAUCCUCUCCAAGCCCAAUCUUACAUCUUUGAUCCCUGACCCCCUUGUUUGAUGGAAAUCCUGGUACCACAUAGCCGCCUGUUUACCCGUCCCUGACCCCAUUCAUUUGAAUGAAGUUGUAGCCUUUUAUUCCUCUUUGCUCCAGUGAGUACAGGGGCUGCUCUCUGUUCUCUGAGGCCGAACGCUGGGCUUCACCACCUGGGCUGCCAGCCAGCCGGACGGGGCCUCUCUGGGGGCUUCUUGGAUUUCUAAGGUCCAGCUGGAGAUUUUGGGAGUUUUAAUCUACACUUUCUAAUUCUUCACCACGUGGAUCACGGGAGAGAAGGUGGAGGACACCAUGGGGUGCUGUAGUGGCAGAUGCACCUUGGCCUUCAUAUGUGGCAUGCAGCUGGUCAGCGUGUUGGAGCGUCAGGUGAUAGAUUUCCUGGGCUACCAGUGGGCUCCCAUCCUCACCAACUUCAUCCACAUUAUCGUCGUCAUCCUGGGCCUGUUUGGCACUAUUCAGUUCAGGCCGCGAUAUGUCACUGGGUACGCGGCCUGGCUGGUGGUGUGGAUGACCUGGAAUGUUUUCAUCAUCUGUUUCUACCUGGAGGUUGGAGAUCUGUCCAAGGACUCUGACCUUGUCCUGACUUUCAACCUGUCCAUGCAUCGCUCCUGGUGGAUGGAGAACGGCCCUGGGUGCAGGGUGAUGCCUAUCACCCCUCCCCCCUCCUGGGCACCCGAGGACCACCGAUAUAUAUCUAUAUCUGGCUGUCUGAUGGAUUUCCAGUUCAUAGAGGUGGCUCACUCCUCGCUGCAGAUACUGCUGGCUCUGAUGGGGUUUAUCUACGCCUGCUAUGUGGUGAAGCUCAUUUCAGAAGAAGAGGAUAGCUUUGAUUUUAUAGGAGGGUUUGACUCGUAUGGUUACCAGGGGCCUCAGAAGACAUCUCAUCUUCAACUACAGCCCAUGUACAUGUCAAAAUAAACACAGGAGCUACACCAGGAGCGCUGCCUUACCCAUCACCACUGCUUUACAUCAUGCCUCUAUUACUCCAACAACGAAGAUCGACGAGUAAAAAGGAUACUGAAGACAUUUCAACUGAUAAUCCCCCUUGUACUUGGUAUACCAGUCUGCUGUUUUGAAUGGAGUCAAGUUUGUUCAUGAAGAAACACUGGCCUCGUGUGGUUAAAAAUGGUAACUACAGGACAUUGUUGACUCAGCCAACAGCUGCAUUUUCUUUUGUCUCCGAGGGACACAAUCAGGAGCCAAUUGCUUGCUUCCUCUUGUGCUGUUUGCGUAUCUGCGUUUGAUAACAAACCAAAGGAAUGUAAGGAGGCCACGAGUAAUUACAAUGUUUUUUUUUUUCUUCAAGAGAGAGAGACUUGCUGUUGAAGAGAAGCUAACAUGGAACCUUAGUUCUGUUUUACUGCAGACUUUAGUUGCUGUCUCUAAGUGUUGUGGUAUCUAACAGCUCCCGGGUGCAGCUAUGCCUGACCAAAGAGCUUUAAAAAGACCCCAGAGACACUUCCUAGUGUUCACACUAGAGCUUCUGCUCCUUGUGCCUGAAGAAUAGACAUCAGACUUCCAACUUAACUGACCCAGCAUCUACUAACAAGACUACCGAUAAAGGAAUGUCAGACAUCUUUGUACUAGGACUUUUUGUGUGUGUAUUUGGGAUCUUCUGAGGGGCGACAGAAGUCAUGGGAUGGACUGAAGCCACACAUUUGACUCUGUUUUUUUUCAUCCAAAACACUGAAUGUGAAAUAACAGCGCAAUGUGUAGAUUGAUAUACAUUCAUGUCAUAUGUGCAUGUAUACAGGAAACAGACACAUUCACUAACAAAGGCAUUAUGAUGAUGCAUUUGGGUAUUCACACACGCAUGCACACACAUAUACACAAACAUGCUCAUUUAACUUUUUUACUUCUAAUGUGAAUUUUAAUGUUUACAAUAGAAAGUCAGUCUGCCAGACAGAGAGACUGAAUGGAGACAGAGAGGCAGACAUCUUAGCCGCAGCAUCCCAAAGGCCAUGGGGUGUUUUCUGCCGUAUUACUAAAGAGCAAGCAGUUGUUCCAGAUGUUUCUUUUGGUCUUUUACUGUCUUAAUAUAUUGUCUUCCACCCAAGACAGGCCAGAAGAGGUUUAUAAAGACAGAAUAUGAAAAGGAAGCAGCAACAGAAGAGGGGGUUGAAAUCAGUAAAGAGUUUCUAUCCUCCUCUGACCUUCUGACGCUUCUGCUGUCACUCGCCCAUCUCCCCUUUUUCUGAUUUAUAAAUAAACAGCUGAAGGUCAGAUCAAAUGCCCUAACAGCUCAAUCUGAAGCAUCCACCUCUUCCUAAUAACAGAAAUACUUUAAAGUCUUCAGCAGGUUACAAAAAGUGGAAAAAAAACUCAGCCUACACAGAAAUGACAAUCAAAGUCAAAGUGGCCUGAGUCUUUGUCGUGAAUUGGCAUUUGUUGUAAGAAAAUUGAUAAAAAAAGAUGACAAAUGGCGGUCUUCGUCAAGUCAGAAACAUCUAGGUUAAAUUAUUUGAUUAAUUAUUUAUUGUUUUGAAUGAUGGAAAAAGAUGGUGAAAGAGGAAGAUUUGAAAUGACAGAGGUGGAAUCUUCAGUAAUGAAGGUAUCUGUCAGAUGCAGUUGACUGUACCAGAAUAUCAUCGACAAGUUUUUAACCAAGAGAUGCCAGAGACUCAGCAGCUACCUGAAUUUUAAUGUUGAAAGUGCCAACUAAAACACCACAUGGACAUAUGUAGAACCACAGACUAAGACCAAAAGUGAUGAUUACCACAGGUUUACUUUUGUUGGGUUCCCAUGUAAGAAAAAAAGAAAAGAUUUUACCACAAAAAAAAGUCUUUUGCAUUCCAGGCAUCAAACAAGUUUUCUUUUUAAUUUGCUCGGAAAAAGCUUCUUUUUUAAAAUUUCUUCUGGAAUUGUGUUUAAACAUGUUGCAUUUGAGUUGCAAUCCCUGGACCAAACUAUUGAGGCCUUCUCAGUCAACCAAGGGACAUUUCUGGUUUGAAACCCCGGCUUCUCUUUACAUAAGGAUGGACUAUUCCCCUCUGCAAGCUGAUCCCAAAGUCCACCCUCCUCCCCUAUCAGCAACUCUCAACAAAACUCUUUGGGUUACGUUCAGAGUCGCUGCCCCGCGGCUCUGAAGUACAGAAACAAUGUUCUGUGUGUUUGCAUGAGGUGUUUCCAAACUGUUGCGUAUUUAAUCUCAUGCCGCGUGUGACUAACUAGCUACUUAAAACGGGAACUGUUUGGUUUGUUGAAUGCUCCUCAGCUCUCUUGGAAGAGUCCUAAAUGUGAACUUUGUGAUUUUUCUAUACAUAACAGUCUGAAAUGUCUGCCGAGUAAAGGAGAUAAAAUACGCUACUACAUGUAAAACGAUGAAAUGUAACUUUGAACUUCUAGACGUUUUUUAAUCACAUGUGGUCGUGUUUACUGUUUUUCUAGUUGACUACUAAUGUAUGAUGUUGUGUACAAGUGGGACUACUAUGUUUUAAUUCUUCUAAUUGUACAGUGUAUUUGACAUGAGAGAGUUAGAGGAGAGUGGGAGGACAGAGAACUAGUUGCACUAUAGUCUUUAAUUCUAUCAUGUGUCAAGAAGGUGAUUUCAGUUUUACUUUAGCAAAUAACCAAGUUUACACUAUUAAUUGAAAUUAUCAACCUACACCACAUAUUAGUUUCAAAUAAUUGCAAUGAUGAGAUAAAGUCCAAACAUUUUAAUGAGGAACCAUGCAGUUAACAAAAAAAAAACAUAUUCUUUGUAAGACCUAAUGGAAAACAGAUAGUGGAUCAUGUCUCACACAAAUAAAACAAUUUGAAAUGGAUUGUUUAUUUAUUUGCCUCUAGUGGAGUCAGUAUAUUCAAUUAUCUGACAGGGUUAAACCAAUAGCAACCUGAACACCAAUCUGGAAGGUACAAAAAAAUUAAGAAUUACUCAAAAAAUCUGUAGGAAUUUCAGAGAUAUAAUGUGAGCCUGGUGUAUGCAAGUAUUUGUGUUUGUGUGUGUGAGUGGGUUUUAGACUUUGUACUGCAGUACAUUGUACUUCUGUCAUGGUGAACCGAACAACACUCAACUCAGAACCUGCAAAGCCACAAUUCAACAGAAUAAUAAACUGAGGGGAAUUGAAGGUGAACUCAUAUUUAUUUAACAAACAGCAAUAAACGCAGUGAUAAAAUCUAUUUUAAGUAAUAAUUAAGACAGAAUGUACAUAGUUAUGUCCUUAUCUUCACAGUUGCUUGAACACAUUUAGACUUUAGAACAGUAAAUAGAGAUUUUGUCUGAAGUUCUAAGAAUGCAAAUCUGUACAUAGACAGUUAAACAUAGGCAGUUAGCUGAGGUCAAGCCAUUAUUAUGUAUAGUAGUGGCAAACCUUCAGUCAAGACAUUGUUGAGUUCAGAAUCUAUAGUAAAAUUAGAAUUAACUCCUUAAAUUUAACAAAGCAUCUCCGAGGCUUUACAGUUGUGGCAAGAGUAUAAAGUUAUAGUUAUUCCAAAAUAUGAUACUAAUAAGAUACUAAAUACAUGUUUGCAUUCACAGUGCACACAGUUCUUUUCAAGGUCUUUUAGAACGGUCAACGAUGUACAAUGAGAUUAAUAUGAAAACCCAUCACACAAAAGAAAUGUAUAGGACCAAGGACAAAGCCUUGAGCUACUCCACAGAUCAGCUACUUCACAAGCAGCUGUUUACAGAUUAUCCAAUGCUUAUCAAUUUUCCUUUCCUUUCAUUGUUGUUCAAUAAGAUUUAAAACUAAAUCAAAUUAAAAUAAAUUCAAGGAAGUUCUGCUGGAGGAGCAUAAUCGUGUAACAUUUUCAGAACAGAAACAUGUCGCCAACUGCCCAUGAAAACAGUUAUCAAAACUCUCUGUGGCUCUGGCUUGAUUGGUUGAUGUUCUCUGUGACUGGAAUCAUAUAUGUUUGAUUAAGCCCUUCUCUUUUUAUGAUGGUUUUUGCACACUUGACUGACUGUACAUAAAGUAGAAGGUUGGGAAUAAAGUUGACCUUAUUGGAGAAGGAAGAGUCUA